AUGAGAGGGAAGGCGAGGAGGAUCUGUGCGCUGCUGCUCGUGCUGCUCUGCAUGGUGCCUCACUUCCAGGUCACCUGCUGUCUAGGCGGAGCGGGCGGCGGAGGCCACGAAGGUGGAGUGGCUGGCGGAGCCGGCCACGAAGGCGCCGUUGGCGGCGGCGGGAGGGAUGGAGAAGGUGACGGGACAGGGGGCGGCAGAGGCCACGGCGGCGUUGGCGGCGGCCGGAGGGGAGGCGGCGGCGGCGCUGCGAUUAUGCCGAAAACGGACGGGCACAGCGGGCCGGCUGGUUCUCGUGCAGGCCGCGGCGUCGGCUGGAGGGUUCCCGGCGCUGCCUCCCUCGCGGCCGCGGCGCUCGUCUGGUGGCUCUGA
Molecule: messenger RNA, 369 nt
Organism: Aegilops tauschii subsp. strangulata
Lineage: Eukaryota; Viridiplantae; Streptophyta; Magnoliopsida; Poales; Poaceae
Source: RefSeq, a predicted model, not a curated record